Messenger RNA from Ruditapes philippinarum (Manila clam), 3351 nucleotides. RefSeq names its product transmembrane and coiled-coil domain-containing protein 4-like. Lineage: Eukaryota; Metazoa; Mollusca; Bivalvia; Venerida; Veneridae. The record is from RefSeq and is a predicted model, not a curated record. The transcript is spliced from 13 exons. The coding region runs from base 87 to 2285 and encodes 732 amino acids.
AGUGGUAUUUCAAGUUUCUUUGUGGUACAAACAAACCGGAAGUCUGUUAUGUCAGCUGUCAAGUCGCAAAAAAGUUGGAAUUAGCAAUGUCUCUAAAUAAAAGCAAAGAAAAGUCAGUGACAGCUGAAAAACAUAAAGAGCCUUGCCACAAAAAACUAACAGAUGUUGGACUAUACAGUAUUGCAGGGCUGUGUGCAGUUUCUAUGUCACAAUUGUUCAGUGAGGAAUGUCAGGAGAACUUCAAGAAGAAAACACUUACGAAGAUACUGCAUGAGUUUGGUCAGCCAAAACAGACAAAUGAUUCAAUGUUUGCCUUGAUGGAAGGGGAGAUAAUGACAGAAUGUGAUGCCUUUGUAGACUCUUUAAUGGCAGAGGAAUGUUUGAAGGAAUCCAGACAACCCCUUAUAGUUGAACUUAUUACGAUAGCCAUAAACGAAGGUUGCUAUGACGCUAGGAUGCGAGUAUUAAUCAAGCAUAUUGCCUGGCAACUGAGAGUUACGUGGGAUGAUGUUGAGGCUAUCGAGGAAGAAUUUGCCGAGACAUUAGAAUAUGAUACAUACGUAAUGUCAGAAGAAGAAAUGAAAGAAAAGGCAAAAAAAUCCAGAAAUAGAAAGGUAAAAAGAUACGCUUUGAUUGGCCUGGCAACAGUAGGAGGUGGGGCUUUGAUAGGUUUGACUGGGGGAUUAGCUGCACCAUUGGUAGCAGCAGGGGCCGGGGCUGUUAUAGGUGGAGCAGGUGCAGCCGCACUUGGAUCUGCUGCCGGUGUGGCUAUAAUAGGGUCACUGUUUGGUGUGGCCGGAGCUGGCUUGACUGGUUACAAGAUGAAGAGAAGGGUUGGGGCGAUAGAUGAGUUUGCCUUUGAACCACUAACGUUGAUUGGUAGUCGACUGAAUUGUGCACGGAGCGUGAAACAACUUCAUAUAACUAUAGCAGUCACUGGCUGGAUCAAUGAUAGAUUACAAGAUUUUAGAAUUCCAUGGAGUGCAUUGGCUGAUUCUAAGGAACAGUAUAGUGUGAGAUGGGAGUCCAAAUAUCUGUAUCAAUUAGGGGAGGCAUUUGAUUACCUUCUACAGACUGGACUUAGUAUGGCUACCACAGAGGCCUUGAAAUACACAGUUUUAUCAGGGAUAAUCAGUGCCAUAGCCUGGCCAGCAGCAUUGAUUGCAGCAUCAGGGGCUAUAGACAAUCCAUGGCAUGUAUGUACACAGAGAGCCACUGAAACCGGGAAACAGCUGGCAGAGGUUUUAUUAGCUAGAGAGCAGGGAAACAGGCCCGUCACUCUGAUUGGUUUCAGUCUAGGAGCUAGAGUUAUCUUCUCUUGUUUAGAGGAACUUGCUAAAAGAAAAGGUGGUGAAGGUUUGGUAGAAGAUGUGAUAUUGUUAGGUGCACCUGUAUCAGGGGACCCAAAAAACUGGCAGCCACUUAUCAAAGUUGUAGGUGGCAAAAUUGUAAAUGGUUAUGCCAGAGGUGAUUGGUUGCUCAAGUUUUUAUAUAGAACAGCAUCUGUCACAUUCCAUGUAGCAGGACUGUCCCCAGUGAAAUGGGACAAUAGAAGGAUGCACAACAUUGAUCUAAGUGAUAUAAUUGACGGCCAUGGAGAUUAUAAAAAUAAUCUAGACAUUAUUCUAAAAGCUGUUGGUGUUCGCACAAAAGAUGAACUGAAAAUUACACAGAAAUUUACUAAAGAAAUUGGUGAAUUAAAAGAAUUCCCUAUAAAACCUGAUGUUGAAAACGUGAAUGGAGCUUGCGUUACAAACACAGGAAACGAUAGGGAAUCAAAAUCUGAAAGUAGAAAUGACAAUGAAGCCAAUAAAUCUAGAACUUCUAGUGAAUUGAAGCUUGAAGACCCAAGUUUAAAAUUUGUGGACAUGGGUGAAGCAGAUACAGGCAGCAAAACAACAGCAACAAGUGAAACUCCUCCCAAUGUUCAAACUGAUGAUAAUAUUACUAAAGGAGUGAGAGAAGACAGUCAUGAUGAGCCUGCAAGUGCAAUUAAGAAACAAAGUGCAAUUAUUGACAAAACAUCUGAGAAAAAUUUAGAUACUCAGGGAGGCUUAAGCAAUGGUGAAAGCAUUCGUAAUAUAGAUGGACAUGAAAAUGCUGGUGAUAAAUCUGGAGAUGGAUUGAAUAGUAUGGGGUUUGUAUGUGUGACAGAUCAGGACAAGUCAAAGAGCAAGGAUACUGAUAAAGUUGUAGCAACAGGAGAUGAAGAUGAAGAAGGGUGUUAUUUUACAGAUUCAAAUCCUGAAUCUGAUGAGGAGGAUGAUGGUGCAGUAAAAUCAUAGUUAUUAACCACCUUUAUAGGAACAUAUACACAAAUUCUUAUAUUUGCGGCAGGUACUUUACUACCAAAUUUAGAUACAAUGUAUCUUUUAACUAUCCAGAAUAUGAUUAGGAUUUUUGACACAAGGAUGGAAAUGAACCAUAUUCCCUGGAAAAAAAAGUUUUUUUGUAUGCUUAUUAUUUUUCAGGUUAAACCAUCUUGUUUUUAGGAAAAGAAAGUUGUCCAAGUUAUCAUUUUUGCUAAUUGAAAAGAAAUCAAAUGAUAUAAUAAGUAAAUGCCAUUUAAUGAAUUAUUCUAACCUCUGUACGAAUUCUUUUGGUGAAGUUUAUUGAGAUAUGUACAUUCUUGAAGCUAUUUGAAUGCUCAGUGCUUGUUAUUGUUGUUGUUUCUGUACAAACUGAUGACAAAUUCAUAUGUAACCUGAUUAUUUUAUACAUGUCUAGAAAUGUUCAGUUCUUUAACAGAAGCUACUCUCAGGGUAUGCAGGAUGUAGACACAAAAUACACAACAAAUGAUCUUGAGAACUCAGCAAAGAGUAGCCUUAAAGAUAAACUUGUCAGUUUUUAGCUCGAUUAUUUGAAGAAUAGGGAGAGCUAUUGUACUGAUCAUGGCAUUUGGGUUGGACUCGCAGUUUGGUUAACUUUUUUGUGCAAGAUGAUAUUGCAAACUUAUUUAAAAGCAUAAUAGGAGGUCACUCUCCAAGGCCCAUAACUCUUUAACAUUGAUUUUGACAAAAAUUCUACAUUAUUCAGGCCUUUGUUUUACUAUCAAGCACUGAAAAUAGUCAAGCAACCUGUCCUACUGAUAGUGGACAGCACUUGUUGUUACAAGUUUUUGGAAUUAUUUAUUAAAACAAACAAAAUGUGAUAUAGCCUAUAUAGUAUAACCUUAACAUAGGCAUAGUUAUUUUACUUUCACAUUUUAUUAGCUGUCUCAUGUACAGGACAGAAAUUUGAUUCAAUUCACAUAAAUAAUGAUCAUUCAAAUUUUACUUUAGUCAGUUAUUUGAUAUCAUUCAUUGUUUUGAUAACCUUAUAUGAGCCGCGCCACAACAAAACCAACAUAAU